AUGGGUAUCGACUUGGAUCGCCACCAUGUGCGCAGCACCCAUCGCAAGGCGCCUAAGAGCGAGAAUGUUUAUUUGCAAGUCUUGGUGAAGCUUUAUCGCUUCCUCGCCCGUCGCACGGAUGCCAACUUCAAUAAGGUCGUUCUGCGUCGCCUGUUUAUGUCGAGAAUCAACCGUCCACCGGUUUCGCUUUCCCGCAUUGCCUCCAACCUUGCCGAUGCGCAUAAGGGCAAAACUGUUGUCGUCAUUGGCACAGUCACAGACGAUAACCGCCUCUUGAAUGUCCCAAAACUGUCUGUGGCCGCGUUGCGCUUUACUGCUACGGCCAGGGCCAGGAUUGAAAAGGCUGGGGGUGAGACGUUAACUUUGGACCAGCUCGCGUUGCGGGCUCCUACCGGAGCGAACACAUUGUUGUUGCGUGGACCUAAGAACGCUCGUGAGGCUGUGAAGCAUUUUGGGUUCGGUCCCCAUAGCCACAAGAAACCCUACGUGCGUAGCAAGGGGCGUAAGUUUGAAAGAGCUCGUGGACGGAGAAGGUCUCGUGGAUUCAAGGUCUGA
Molecule: messenger RNA, 555 nt
Organism: Aspergillus tanneri
Lineage: Eukaryota; Fungi; Ascomycota; Eurotiomycetes; Eurotiales; Aspergillaceae
Gene: RPL18
Product: 60S ribosomal protein eL18
Exons: 4
Coding region: 1-555 (184 amino acids)
Biological process (GO): translation
Cellular component (GO): ribosome; cytosolic large ribosomal subunit
Molecular function (GO): RNA binding; structural constituent of ribosome
Source: RefSeq, a predicted model, not a curated record